AGCAGGACAUAAAAGCCUUUGGUCGGGAAUUGGAGCUACAGUGGAACUUGAGCUGCCAUUGAUAGACGAGAGAAAAGGUGCAGAGAUGGGCUACUUUUUCUUUUUCUCCGCUGAGACAUGGACCCUCCUGGUUGCUCUCAUAACACUGAUCUUUGUGUAUGUCUGCUGGCCAUUUGGAACAUUUAAGAAAAUGGGCGUCCCUGGUCCCAGACCAAUUCCUUUUUUCGGCACUAUGCUGGCAUAUAAAAAGGGAUUCAUGCACUUUGAUUCGGAGUGCUUCAAGAAAUAUGGGAAAACAUGGGGCAUUUUUGAUGGCCGUCAGCCAGUGCUGUGUAUCACAGAUCCUGCCAUGAUAAAAACGGUUCUGAUAAAGGAGUGUUACUCUCUCUUCACCAAUCGCAGAAACUUCCGUCUGAACGGGGAACUGUACGAUGCUGUGUCCAUCGCUGAGGAUGACCAGUGGAGGAGGAUCCGCAGUGUCCUCUCUCCCUCCUUUACCUCAGGAAGACUGAAAGAGAUGUUUGACAUAAUGAAGCACCACUCUGCUAACCUGAUCAGCAGCAUGAAAAAGACGGCAGACAAGGAUGAACCCUUAGAGCUGAAGGAGUUCUUUGGACCUUACAGUAUGGAUGUAGUAACGAGCACAGCCUUCAGUGUAGACAUAGACUCACUCAACAACCCUACAGACCCCUUUGUCGCUAACAUCAAGAAGAUGCUGAAGUUUGACCUUUUCAACCCUAUCUUCCUCUUUAUUGCUUUCUUCCCCUUUAUGGCUCCUAUUUUUGAGAAGUUGGAGUUUUCCUUUUUCCCAAAAUCUGUCUUGGACUUCUUUUACGCUGCACUGAAGAAGAUCAAAGCUAAUCGAGAGACCACCAAGCUAAAGAAUCGAGUGGAUUUUCUUCAGCUGAUGAUUAAUUCCCAGAAAAACAAUGACCUCAGUAAAGUGGAAAAUGAUAAAGGUUUAAAUGAUCAUGAGAUCCUUUCUCAGGCAAUGAUUUUCCUCUUUGCUGGCUAUGAAACAACUAGUAGCUCUCUCACUUUCUUGGCUUACAAUCUGGCGAGAAACCCUCAUGUCAUGAAACGGCUGCAGGAAGAGGUCGAUGCCACCUUCCCUAACAAGGCUCCAGUUGAGUACCAGGCUCUGAUGCAGAUGGAGUAUCUAGAUAGUGUUGUCAACGAGUCUCUCCGAUUGUACCCCAUUGCUCCACGUCUGGAGCGCGUGGCCAAGGCGACUGUGGAGAUAAAUGGCCUUGUGAUUCCCAAAGGUAUGGUCGUCAUGGUACCCACGUGGCCCCUGCACCGGGACCCUGAUCUGUGGCCCGAGCCGGAGGAGUUCAAACCUGAGAGGUUCAGCAAGGAAAACAAGGAGACUAUUGACCCGUACACGUACAUGCCUUUCGGGGCAGGGCCAAGGAAUUGCAUUGGGAUGCGAUUUGCUUUGGUGCUGAUGAAACUAGCAGUGGUGGAGAUCCUCCAGACGUACAGCUUCUCUGUGUGUAAGGAGACUGAGAUCCCCAUUGAGCUGGAUAUCCAGGGCCUGAUAAGUCCAAAACGACCAAUCAAACUGAAGCUGGUGCCACGGUCUGAACCUUCAAACUAAAAAAUAACAACAAAAUAAAAGAUCAUCGUUGAUGUGUACAGACCUAUUGUGAAGAAACAUCAUGUCCAUUUAUCAUCCAUUUCUAUCAUAGUAAUUGUACAGUUGUGCGUACAUCUAUAUCAGUUACUUCUCUUUUUUUGUUCUUCUCAAAGCAUAUGUUAAUAUUAAUUUUUAACUGAGUGACAAACUGAUUUGUAAAGCCUGCAUUAACAGUAAAGGGUAGUUUGGACGUUU
Molecule: messenger RNA, 1834 nt
Organism: Micropterus salmoides (largemouth bass)
Lineage: Eukaryota; Metazoa; Chordata; Actinopteri; Centrarchiformes; Centrarchidae
Product: cytochrome P450 3A40-like
Exons: 13
Coding region: 86-1600 (504 amino acids)
Molecular function (GO): oxidoreductase activity, acting on paired donors, with incorporation or reduction of molecular oxygen, reduced flavin or flavoprotein as one donor, and incorporation of one atom of oxygen; heme binding; steroid hydroxylase activity
Source: RefSeq, a predicted model, not a curated record